UAUGCAAAUUCGACUGCUUGACUCCUCAGGUUCUCUCUGUCCUCUGGUUCUUGCGUCUUUCCUCUUUAUUCCCUCUUCCCCCCUUUUCUUCUUCUCUUCCACACGGCUUCUCUUCUUCAUUCUUAUUUCUUACUCCAUACUUUACCUUUCCUUCCGUUUGCCUUAUGGUUCCUGGCAGCUGGAUAAUGUAUGUAACUAGUCCACUAUCCUCGAUCGCCG
Molecule: messenger RNA, 219 nt
Organism: Penicilliopsis zonata CBS 506.65
Lineage: Eukaryota; Fungi; Ascomycota; Eurotiomycetes; Eurotiales; Aspergillaceae
Exons: 1
Source: RefSeq, a predicted model, not a curated record